CUCUGACCUACGUUUUCAGUAUAGAGUGUAGAAAAUAUACGUAUACGUAAAGUCUGUCAAACGAAAUACACAGUUUAUUAUUUGGGAAUGACGACAGAGGAGGCAUUUCCACCGAUCAUUAAGUUCCAGGCUGACGACACGACAGCAUUUCUUCGUGCUGCUCGGUCCGGAAACCUUGAAAAAGUGAUCGAAUUCCUCGACACCGAUCUAGAUAUUAAUACAGCUAAUUCGAACGGUUUAAAUGCUUUACAUUUAGCAUCGAAAGAUGGCCAUGUUGAAAUAGUAACAGAAUUAUUAAAAAGAGGCGCUAAAGUGGACGCAGCUACAAAAAAGGGGAACACUGCGUUGCACAUAGCUUCACUGGCCGGCCAAGUGGAAAUAGUAAAUAUUCUUAUUCAGUAUGGUGCUGCAGUUAAUAUUCAAUCUCAAAAUGGUUUUACACCUUUAUACAUGGCCGCUCAAGAAAAUCACGAUCAAGUGGUUAAAUUAUUGCUCGGCAAUGGAGCCAAUCAGAGUCUUGCUACGGAGGAUGGAUUUACACCUCUCGCAGUAGCGAUGCAACAAGGACACGAUAAAGUCGUCAGCGUUCUUUUAGAAAAUGAUUCUAAAGGAAAAGUUAGACUACCGGCACUUCAUAUCGCGGCUAAGAAAGACGAUUGCAAAGCUGCGGAUCUGUUGUUACAGAAUGAUCACAAACCCGAUGUUACAUCAAAAAGUGGUUUUACACCUUUGCAUAUCGCCGCCCAUUACGGAAACGAAGAGAUAGCACGUUUAUUAAUAAAGCGUGGAGCUGAUGUUAAUUAUUUGGCAAAGCAUAAUAUAAGCCCUUUACAUGUAGCGGCGAAGUGGGGUAAAAACAACAUGGUUAAAGUAUUAUUAGAAAAUUCUGCGCAAAUCGAUGCUAAAACUAGGGAUGGUUUAACACCGCUUCAUUGUGCAGCAAGAUCUGGUCAUGAACAAGUGAUUACCACACUUCUUGAACAUUCUGCACCAAUUAGUGCACGAACGAAAAAUGGACUUGCACCGUUACAUAUGGCAUCGCAAGGUGAUCAUGUGGAUGCAGCAAGAGUAUUAUUGUAUCACCGAGCGCCAGUGGACGAAGUUACGAUCGAUUAUUUAACGUCUCUUCAUGUUGCCGCGCACUGCGGCCACGUUAGAGUCGCAAAACUACUUUUGGAUCGCAAAGCUGAUCCAAAUGCACGCGCUUUAAAUGGCUUCACACCAUUGCAUAUCGCUUGCAAGAAAAAUCGAAUAAAAGUUGUCGAACUCUUAUUAAAACACGGAGCAUCGAUCGAAUCUACUACCGAGUCUGGACUGACUCCAUUACAUGUGGCCAGUUUUAUGGGAUGUAUGAAUAUCGUGAUAUUUCUACUGCAACACGAAGCCAAUCCUGAUGUGCCAACUGUUAGGGGUGAAACACCUCUACAUCUGGCAGCUAGAGCUAAUCAGACAGACAUUAUUCGAAUUUUAUUACGAAAUGGAGCCAAAGUUGAUGCUCGUGCGAGGGAACAACAAACACCUCUUCAUAUUGCGUCGCGAUUAAGAAAUAUCGAUAUUGUUAUGUUACUUCUGCAACAUGGUGCAGCAGUUGAUACUACCACAAAAGAUAUGUACACAGCGUUGCAUAUCGCGGCAAAGGAAGGCCAGGAGGAGGUUGCAACUAUUCUUGUGGAAAACAAUGCUUCUCUUAAGGCUACAACUAAAAACGGCUUUACUCCUUUACAUAUCGCGGCUAAAUAUGGCAACAUGAGCGUUGCUAAGAUACUUUUGCAAAGGGAUAGCAAAUUGGACGCGCAAGGAAAGAAUGAUAUUUCUCCUCUACAUUUGGCAUGUCAUUAUGACCAUCCAAAUGUAGCAAAUCUUUUAUUGGAAAAGGGCGCAUCCCCUCAUUUAGCUUCGCAAAAUGGACAUACUCCUCUACAUAUCGCUGCUCGUAAAAAUCAGAUGGAUAUUGCUUCGACUCUCUUAGAAAAUGGGGCGAAUGCGAACGCCGAAUCAAAAGCAGGAUUCACGCCUCUACAUUUAAGUGCACAAAAAGGUCACUAUGAUAUGACGAAUUUGUUGAUUGAACAUGGAGCUGAUCCGAAUCACAAGUCAAAGAAUGGUCUCACUGCGUUGCAUCUAUGCGCUCAAGAAGACUUUAUUAAAGUGGCUUCUAUCCUGGUGAAAAAUGGUGCGAAUGUAGAGAGUGAAACGGAAACUGGCUAUCGGCCGAUACACGUCGCGGCACAUUUUGGAAACCUUUCUAUGAUUCGAUUUCUCUUAAAACAUAGCGCGACUAUCGACGUAAAAUCUAAUCAAAAUUACACCGCAUUGCAUCAGGCUGCUCAACAAGGUCAUGCACAUAUUGUUAGCGCUUUAUUGGAGGGAAAUGCUUCGCAUAAAGCACGAACCAAUGAUGGACUAACCGCAUUAAAUAUAGCUCAAAAAUUAGGAUACAUAUCUGUAAUGGAGGUAUUGAAAGGAUUGUCUUACGAUACAUUGGCACCUGAUAACAAAAAUUGGGACGAGAAGUACAAAGUGAUCGCUCCUGAAAGUCUGCAAGAGACCAGCUUUAUGUCUGACUCCGAAGACGAAGGAGGUUCGGAUGCGUUGAUCAGCGAGCAGCCGUAUCGAUAUCUUACAGCAGAUUUGAUGAAAAGUUUGAGAGACGAUUCUCUGCCUAUUGAUGUUACACGAGACGAUCCAAUACACAGACAAGUCACAAAAGAAGAAAAACAGGAUUUCACUCAAAGCAAUAAUUAUUGUCUAGCAGAAAACUUUGAUACUGAUGGAUUUAAUUUGGGCCGACUUCAUUUCAGAUCAUUUUUAGUAAGUUUCUUGGUGGAUGCACGUGGAGGUGCUAUGAAAGGGUGUAGACACAGCGGUGUACGUAUUAUCGUACCGCCACGCAGAGCGACAAUGCCAAUUCGUGUUACGUGUAGAUUGAUAAAACCUACUAAAAUUGCGAAUCCUCCACCUUUAAUGGAAGGAGAGGCUUUAGCAACUCGUAUUAUGGAGAUGGGGCCGGUCGGUGCAACGUUUCUAGGGCCUGUUCUAAUCGAUAUACCCCAUUUCGCGUCUAUUCGAGGCAAAGAGAGGGAAAUCAUUAUCCUCAGAAGUGAAAACGGAGAAACCUGGAAAGAGCAUGAUAAUUCUGUUGACAAUGAUACUACUUUGUUAAAUACUCCAUAUGAUCCACAAAUGAGCGCUGCUCAUUCUGGCAGAAUCACUCGAAUAAUAACGACAGAUUUUCCCCAAUACUUUGCCAUUAUCACGAGAAUUAAACAGGAAGUUCACGUAAUCGGUGCCGAAGGUGGAAUUUUGACUUCAAGCGUGGCCAACGACGUUCAAGCUGUUUUUCCACCAGGAGCGUUAACGAAGAAGAUCAAAGUCGGCUUACAAGCCCACGUGAUUCCGGCAGAGCUUACAGCAAAGCUACUAGGAAAUUGCGUAGCCGUUUCACCCGUGAUAACAAUCGAACCGAGAAGACGAAAGUUUCACAAACCAAUUACUCUUACAAUACCUGUACCUCAAGCUGCAAAUAAAGGAAUGAUCAAUCAAUACGGUGGUGAAACACCAACGCUACGCCUGUUGUGCAGUAUUGCAGGUGGGACGAGCGAAUCACAAUGGGAAGAUGUUACUGGUUCGACACCGUUAACUUUUAUGAAUGACACAGUAUCCUUUACUACGACCGUAUCCGCUCGAUUUUGGCUAAUGGAUUGCCGAAAUAUAGGCGCAGUUCCGAAAAUGGCAACCGAGUUGUACGAAGAGUCGUUAUUUGUGCCAUAUAUUACGAAUUUCGUAAUAUAUUCGAAACGAAUGGAUGUGCUCGAAGCAACAUUAAGAAUAUUGUGUAUGACCGAUGGAAAGGAGGGACUGCAUACCUUGGAAAGGCAAGAGGAAUUUGUCGAAAUUGUAAAAAGCCGCGAUGUUGAAUAAUAACGAGUGGCGUUCGAGCCUCCUAAUGACGACUAGUGACGAAUAAAAUGUGUAUUCGAUAUAAAUUCGACCAAAGGAAAUGAUAUCAAAUACGAUAUUGUUUGAUUACUAAUUACUAAUUAUCGAGAUCAUCAACCAAGAAGGAGAAGAAGAAACGAAAAAAAAAAGACAGUAAAGGAGCAGCAACCUGAAUUUACCAAUAUGAUGUUAUUGAAUAAGCGGCACGACUCAAAAAGCGAUAAUUUUACGAGAAAGAACAAGCUGACGAUGCAGAAUCAGAUUUCUUAUUUCAAAUCUCGUUUUCCAGUAAAUCAAUGUGACGCGUUUGCGUGUCCUUUGUUCUUUGCGAAGAUGAUAUCUUCCUAUAAACCGACAGAGCUUAUUAAAGAUAAAAUAACAAAAAUUUGAUGUACACAUACAAAAGAGCUUGCUGUAAAGUAGCAUAAGAAUAUACGUAAUUUUGAUAGAAACGUAUUAAUUGGUA
This is a messenger RNA of Bombus huntii, 4405 nucleotides long. Its product is annotated as ankyrin-3-like. Gene Ontology annotation, molecular function: transmembrane transporter binding. Gene Ontology annotation, biological process: neuronal action potential; negative regulation of delayed rectifier potassium channel activity. NCBI's taxonomy places the organism in Eukaryota, Metazoa, Arthropoda, Insecta, Hymenoptera, Apidae. Gene Ontology annotation, cellular component: membrane; axon initial segment; synapse. The transcript has 25 exons. The record is from RefSeq and is a predicted model, not a curated record. The coding region runs from base 88 to 3921 and encodes 1277 amino acids.